Molecule: messenger RNA, 1383 nt
Organism: Rhodotorula graminis WP1
Lineage: Eukaryota; Fungi; Basidiomycota; Microbotryomycetes; Sporidiobolales; Sporidiobolaceae
Exons: 6
Coding region: 1-1383 (460 amino acids)
Molecular function (GO): 2 iron, 2 sulfur cluster binding
Source: RefSeq, a predicted model, not a curated record
AUGAUCUUUGUCGCGCCCGUCGCCGACCUCGCCGACUCGGCUCGACACGUCGUCGCCCUGCGCUCGUGGAGGAACCCCUCCCAGCACGACUCGGUCCUCGUCUACCGCCGCGACCCGCACCCAGGCGCACUCAACGCACAGCCCGAGUUUUACAGCAUCGCCAACGAGUGCCCUCACCUCGGCCUGCCCCUCGAAGACGACGGAGUCGACCCUCGCACGGGCCCUGUCAUCAUCUGCCCGUUCCACAACCUCGACUUUGGCCUCGACACGGGCGCCUCGUCGAGCGGGAUGCGCGCCUGCACCUUCGCCCUCGAGGUCCGCAACGGCGGCGAGCUGUGGAUGGAGCCUCCAGGCGAUCUCGGCGACGACUACCGCGUCAUCGGCAUCCGCAGCGUGUCGGAGCGUGCGUCCUCGUCGCCCUCGUCGUGUCGGCCUUCCCAAGUCGUCAGUCUGAUCCUCUUGCUCCCCCGCACCAUCGUCGCCUACUGCCGCCACGUCCUCGUCGCGCCCACCCCGGCCGCCAAAGUCGCCCUCGUGCGCCGCCUCGUGUCGCUCUUCCGCAGCGGCACCCUCUCGCGCCUCGCCGACCCGUUGACCGACCCGCCGCACCCGUUCGAGCCGUACCGCGCGCCCACCGUGAAGACGGUCGCGUCGGGCCAGACGGCUCGCCUCGGACGUGGCGGCAGCGUAGAGAGCCGGGUCAGAUUGCUUCACGCGCUCGCAAAUAUCGAGCUCUUUGCGAUAGAUUUGGCGGUCGACCACAUUGGGCGGUUUUUCGACUGGCGCGUGGCGAGUUUGGACGGCCGAGAGGGCAAGCGCAUCGGGUGGGGGUUCGUGGGCGACUUCCUCAAGGUCGCCGAGGACGAGGCCAAGCAUUUCACGAUCCUCUCGGAGCGUCUCGAGCAGCUCGGCUGCACGUACGGCUCGCUGUCGGUCCACAACGGUCUCUGGGAGUCGGCGACGCAGACGUCGCACUCGCUCCUGUCGCGCCUCGCCAUCGUCGCGCUCGUGCACGAGGCGCGCGGCCUCGACACGAACCCGACCCAGAUCCGCCGGUGUCGUGCCGCAGGGGACGAGGAGACGGCGAGGGUGCUCGAGAUCGUGCACGCCGACGAGAUCUGCCACGUCGCCUUCGGCCACCGCCACUUCACCGCCCUCUGCGCCUCGCAGCUCCCCGUCCCGCUCGACCCCGUCACCCAGUUCCGCGCCGAGGUGCGGGCCCACUUUUUCGGCGCUGUGCGCGGACCGUUCAACGAGGCGGAUCGGGCGAGGGCUGGACUGGGCGGGGAGUGGUACGAGGGACUGAGUGGGAGGGGGAGCGCGGCGGCGCGCAAGGGCGAGGAGAAGGAGGCGGCGGCGCGGGGGGGAGGGAAGGAGGCCUGA